UAGUUAUAAUAAUAUUAAGUAUACUAUGAGAAUGUUCCUACUAUGUAUUUAUCUAAGUUAUUGAAAAAUUAGGCAUCUAUAUAUUGUUUAUUAUUUAAUUAUAUUUAUAUUUUGUUAAGUUAGUUUUUUUUACAAAUAUAAUUUUUGCCAAUAUCUAAUGAUAAUAGUAGUUUAAUUUCUACAAUAUGGUUGAAGUUUGAGCAGUUACUGGUUUUUGGUGAACUAAAAAUGGAAAAUAAAUUAUUAGCCGACUAUGAACAACAGUUUGGCGUUACAAGUGCUGAAAUUACAUCGAAAAUCAGUAGACUUGCUCAUAUUACCGGCAUUGACAGAAAUGAUUAUGUCAAAGAAAUAGAACGGAAUUUAGACGAAGUACACGAUCUAUUAGAACAAAUGGACUUAUCAGUUAAAGAAUCUGAUGUGUCUGUAAGAACUAAGCUUCAUAAUAGAGUAGCUAGUUAUAGAGCUGAACUUCAUCGACUGGCAAAAGAAUUUGCAAGAGCAAAAUGUACUGUCAACAUUGAUUUAGAAGAUGAAAGUAAUUUUGUGGAAAAUGAAGACGCGAGUUCAGAACAAAAACAAAGACUGUUAUACACGUCGGAGCGACUUAAUCGUGCUGGAAUACAGUUGGAUAAUACUUAUCGAGUCACUGUAGAGACAGAAGAAAUUGGUUCACAAAUAUUGACAGACUUGAGUCGUCAGCGAGAGACUAUGCAUAAUUCGUUUAAUAGACUAAAAGAUGCUAACGCAGAGCUCGGGAGAAGUACUCGAAUGAUAAAUGCCAUAAUUGUGCGUUCUCGGCAACAUAAACUAAUUCUAUUUAGUGUCAUGGCAGCAUUUUGUUUCCUUUUAAUGUUUGCUUUUUAUCAUACAUUCCUUUAAACUCAUUUCUACCACUAAAUUAUACUUAUUAUUUUUUUUUUUAAUUAAAAUUGUUUUACAAUUAUUUUUGUUUUUAAAUCAAUAAGCCAUUGAAUCUACAAACAUUCAAUAUUAAAUGUGAUAUAAAUAUGUUAUACCAAACCAAAUAGUAAUAGUAGUUUAAUUUUGACAAAAAUAAAUUAGGAUAUUAAAUUCUAUAAA
Adelges cooleyi (spruce gall adelgid) is the source of this 1083-nucleotide messenger RNA. It is a transcript of the gene Vti1a, whose product is annotated as vesicle transport through interaction with t-SNAREs homolog 1A. Bases 229 to 882 code for a protein of 217 amino acids. Gene Ontology annotation, molecular function: SNARE binding; SNAP receptor activity. The record is from RefSeq and is a predicted model, not a curated record. The transcript is spliced from 6 exons. Gene Ontology annotation, cellular component: ER to Golgi transport vesicle membrane; Golgi apparatus; SNARE complex. Gene Ontology annotation, biological process: intracellular protein transport; Golgi to vacuole transport; macroautophagy. Lineage: Eukaryota; Metazoa; Arthropoda; Insecta; Hemiptera; Adelgidae.